AUGAGCCCGUUGAGACACCAGGUGGUGAAGAUCUAUAAAGAGCUUCUCUUUCUCGGUCGAGACUAUCCUCUUGGAUACUCAUAUUUCCGAGAACGACUGCACCACGCUUUUGCCAGCCAGGCGAGCAUCACGGACGAGGCCGAGAUCAGAAAAGGAAUAGAGAGAGCCAAGUUUGUGAAGAAAGAUCCUGACAGUAUGACAGAAAUCGAAGCAUUGUACGUGAAGAAUAUCUGGCAAAUUAUAUACUCCGUAUAUACUCCCAAGGUCGUUAAAUAA
Molecule: messenger RNA, 276 nt
Organism: Microsporum canis CBS 113480
Lineage: Eukaryota; Fungi; Ascomycota; Eurotiomycetes; Onygenales; Arthrodermataceae
Exons: 3
Coding region: 1-276 (91 amino acids)
Biological process (GO): respiratory electron transport chain
Cellular component (GO): mitochondrion
Source: RefSeq, a predicted model, not a curated record